Durusdinium trenchii is the source of this 1206-nucleotide messenger RNA. NCBI's taxonomy places the organism in Eukaryota, Dinophyceae, Suessiales, Symbiodiniaceae. The record is from the annotation of a GenBank genome assembly.
AUGUCUGCCAAUGGCGACGCCAAGCGACGCAGAACUCUGGAGAAGACCCACUUGCAGCUCCGUACUGCGGUGACGUCUGAGCAAGGCAAACGACCUGCACAAGAAGAUCGGUAUGUGUUGAUUCCAGACCUGGCUGCACUUGCUGGCGGAUGGUCGCACUUGCCCGAGCCCUGCAGUUUGUUUGGAGUCUUUGAUGGGCACAUGGGGGCCACAUGCUCUGAGUUUAUGGCUAGACGUUUGCCAGAGAAGCUCUUGGAACAGCUCAGUAAUUCACAGCAGCUGGAAAAGAUCACUACCCUGAUGGAGGAACUCUUCAAGGAGUUGGACGAUGACUUCCUUACCGAGCAUGACUGCCCUGAUGGCUCCACUGCUAUCAUCGCCCUAGUUUUGGGGACGGACCUCUUUAUCGCAAACCUAGGUGAUAGCAGCGGCGUGCUGUGCGGCGAAAAGGCCACGACGCCUUUCAUUUUUCCCCAUAAGCCUGGGGCUGCCAUGGAAAAGAAGCGGAUCAGCGAAGCAGGUGGCCACGUGCUCGACUUGGGUGGCACUUUGCGCGUUGUGCAUCCUGACUUCCAAGAACGCAUUGCGGAGCUUCGUGCUCAAAGUGCUGCUGGAAUUGCCGGAGACUGGCCACAAGCACUGUCUCUCAGUCGGGCUUUUGGGGACCGAGACUUCAAGAACCUUUACGAUGGGUUUCAACGUGUUGAUUUGGUCAGCUGCUGUGCCGACGUCGUGCACGUGCAGCUGGAGACACAGCACAAAGCCUUGGUCUUGGUUUCAGAUGGUGUUACGGACGUGCUCUCGCUCGAGGAGGUGUCACGGCAAGUGAUGCGUCUCAGUGACCCAGCUGCUGCCAGCAAGGCUGUUUGCAAUGAAAGCUUCCGUCGGUGCACCACAGACAAUGUGACUGCACUUCGUCAUGCAGUCGAGCAGCAACAACCUAGUGGUUUGCGGGAAGCGCUGGCCGAGGCUGUUGCUGCUGGCAGUGGUUGGGAAUUGAUUGAGUGGGCUCACGACAAGUGCCGCGAGUUGGAGCAUGAAGCUUGGAAGGAAAAGAUGCAACAAGCAGCCAUGGCUGCUUUGCACAAGGUGCAGGAGCAACCUCGGGCCUCUGCUGAGGCCCUGUCAGACGCAUGUGAGCAAGCUUGGCAGGCCGGUGUGCCAGAAAAGGCAUUGGAAUUGGCGCGUGAGGAGGGGCAAUGCUGA